Messenger RNA from Psylliodes chrysocephalus, 2361 nucleotides. The record is from the annotation of a GenBank genome assembly. NCBI's taxonomy places the organism in Eukaryota, Metazoa, Arthropoda, Insecta, Coleoptera, Chrysomelidae.
CGUGCAGCGAAAGCAAAAGGGUGAAAAUAUAGCUUUUCACCAUGAUAGAAAUAAUAUUGUGUUUUUAUAACCAAUCGGAGUAUUCUAAAUAGGUUUGCAUGCAUACAAAGUAAUUAUGGCUUAUUCCAAUAGUAUACUGAAAACACCAACAGUGCUAGAACAAUUACUUGAAGAAAUAAAUUUUCAAAGAACAAAAGAAAUGAGACAACUUUUAAAAGAUGGGACAGGAUUCUCUAUAUCUGAAGAUUUAACGCUUAAUCAGCGAGAACAUUAUAAACAACUGAAAGAAAAUCUUGUAGAAAUAAAACAAAGUGGAAAGUAUAAAAAUUCCUAUAUUAAGGGAAUUCAUCUCGUAUUAGAUGGUAAAAAGCAUACGCUUGAAGAUCUUUCAGAUAUUGAAAGCAAAUCUGAAGAGAGUACUCCAACAUCACCAAGUGCAGAGCAAACUGGUUCUCCUCCCAUCAUCACUUCUAUCGUAUCAAAAAAUCAAGCCCAAAACACAUUGCUGAAUACCAAUAAAAAUUCGAAAACCAAAAAUCAAACUAACGCAAUCACUGGAAGGAUAACAAGCCGAAAGCUGCCAAUAGGUGACCCAGACAUUGAUUGGGAAGAGACUGUUUACUUAAAUCUCAUCAUUCAUCAAUUUGAAUAUACCUUAACCCUGGCCAUAUGUACAAGAACGAGUCCAAAGGAAUUGCAGGUUCUAAAGAGACAUUCUCAAAAAGUUUAUGCUUCGCCUAGUCGCAGAAGAAUGGACACGAAAGGAGAAGUCGAAGAAAUAACGUAUCCGCACAUUUGUUUCAUGGUUGACAACUUCGACGAAGUAUUCCAUGACAUUCUCGUUCGCGAUGGCGAAAUGGUAUGCGUAGAAUUGUUGGCUGCUGAUAGAGCCGGAAGUAUACAAGGGGUUAUAUUCUUGGGAUCGAUUAGAUACGACGCCCUCAAAAAAGUAUACGAUGCACGGCAGUCAAGUUUAAGCACAAAAAUGGCACAAAAAAUGACGUUCGGUUUGUUCUCGGCCUCGACGGCUCAACGAUGCGAAUUCGUUCGGAUGAAAGGUCCUCAAGGAAAAGGCCACGCCGAAAUGGCGGUAACGAAACCGAAAGGCUCCGGCGUAGAGACGCCUACUUCAGAACCCGGUUUUUGCGCUACGGAUAUGUGGGAUUCCGACUGGGAAGAAGAUCCGGAAGAUUUUUAUAUAUACAGAACUCAGAGGCGUCUCAGUGAUCCUAGUGCUAAUUUGAAUAAUUUCAUUCGUGGCGGAUGGAAAUCGAAAUUGGACGUAAAGGCUAGAUCGGAAAGCGAAGGAUUAGAUUCUAUUGAUAAUGGUGUUAGCGAAAUAGAGGCUGGAGAUUUAAGAGAUGAUGAGACUGGUUCUGCUUCAACGUCCAAUUCGAAAUGCUGUGGCUGUUUUCAAAAACGAAAUCGAGAAGCGCUUCUUGAAAUGUACAGUUUGAGAUGUAGCGAUCACCAGAAAUGUUCGGAAAGAUCGCAUUUAGGACCGAUUGAUAGCGAUUGUGCCUUUGGAAAUAAAAUGUGCAAGACAAAUAAGACAAUUAAGGAAACCCAACAAAAUGCUAAUUACGCGGAAUACGAAUUAGCCGAUGACGCUAUCAGUUUCGAUAAGAAAAGUAAUACGGAAUGUAUUUUAUCGAACUCCUAUCAGUAUGAUCAUGCCAAAAAUUUGUAUAUAACCGUUAGUGGUAAGGAAGAACUUCCGUGUAUUCACGAAAUAAAGUAUAUGUCAGAUAAUAAAGCAGACACGAAAAACGUAUCAGAAAAACUUGAGUUUGCUGCAAAUAAAGUAAUAAAAGAGCGAGUCAAAAAUGAAACCAAUAAUGGAAAUUUAAAUCGUCUGAAUACGAAAAGUAUUUACAGUUUUUGUACUUUACCUAAAAGUAGAAGAAAGGACAGUGACCAAAAGAAUUUUUCCAGACAUAUCGUACCUCCAAAAAGAGUGACUCCUGAUGGUACUCAUAUAUAUUAUUGGUGUGAUCUAAAUAAAAAAGAUUAUGAGUUGGAUGAUGGUGCUUACAAUCCAUUAUGGACGAUGCGUGGUUUUACUCAAACUUUUCAUUUUUGGAAAGAAAACAAAAGAGCACAAUCCAUCCCAUUGAAUGCUUUUUUAACUUAUAUUACACUGCCGUGGUGGAGUAUAGCGAAAGAUAUUUUGGAUCACAGAGAGGGACCUAUAUUGACAUUCUAAUAUUCCUGGCACUCUAGUUGAAUCGUAUGGUUUAUUGUUACAUAAAAAAACAACAUUGUGUAUAUAUAUUAAAAAAUGAAUCGAAAUUUCUCAUUUAAAAUUUACAUUUUUUUAAUUAUGUUAUUGAACUGUCGUGUAUUAAAAACAGAUUUUAU